Trypanosoma conorhini is the source of this 1152-nucleotide messenger RNA. RefSeq lists its product as uncharacterized. The transcript has a single exon. Lineage: Eukaryota; Euglenozoa; Kinetoplastea; Trypanosomatida; Trypanosomatidae. Bases 1 to 1152 code for a protein of 383 amino acids. The record is from RefSeq and is a predicted model, not a curated record.
AUGCAAACACCCUCACUGACGCCGCGCCACGCGACGCGUCGCCUCCCCUCCUCCUUCGGUGUCGCCGGGGGGAGAAGAGCGACGGCGACGAAAGAGGAAGGAGGAGCGGAGGCCGCCGCGCCGCCACUGUCGUGCCACGCAGCGGCAGAAAUUGGGGCCUCCGGUGCAAGGCCGACGCAGGCAUUGCGGGCGCGAGAAGAGUUAGAGCCGGAGCUGCGGCGCCUGAGGGCGGAAAACGCCAAACUUCAGCUGGUGGAGGAGCAGUUCUGGGCGCUCCUGGCGGAGAAUGAGGAGCUGCGGAAAGCCGCGGCGCACAACGGGGACCGUGGCGGGGCCCCUGACACUUCUGGGCGCCGGCUUACCGGCGCAUUUCUGCAGCGGAGCAGGAAUGAGGGGGACGGCGAGGGAAGCUGGCGUGUAUCUUCCUGUGCUCGUGCCCUCCGCGAGUGCAUGGAUCUUCUUAUUGCGAGGGAGCUGCAGGACGCAUCGCAGACGGACUGCACAGAGGCUGUGAAGAAGCAGCUGGAGCAGGAGGACUCGGUGGCAACUUAUCUACUCUGGGUGCGCGCGAGACGAAGAGAGGGCGGCCCUGAACUACAACCAAAUGACAUCCUCCUGCCGCAUCACGGACAACCCGCGGUCAUGGGCGGAGGAGGAGGAAAAGUUGCGCCUCGCAACGAGACGGCUGUCCGAGACGGAAGCUGUGUGGCUAUUCCCCAGCUUCAACAGGAGUUGAACGAAACGGAGGCGGUGCUGUUGCGACGCCGUCUUGAAUCUGCCGAACGUGAGUUGCAGGAGGCACGUGAGAUGUUGGAGCUGGCAAACAUGGGCCGCGCCGCCGCACUGAAGGAUUGCGCCCGACUGAGUGGACAGGUGACUACGCUGACGGGGCACCUGCAGGAAAUUCUCGAGUCUCACAAGACGUCGCAUGACUUGUGCCUGGAGAACGAGGCGCUCAAUGCGCUUGUAGAAAAGCAGGCGGGAAGCAUCAAAGUAAGAGACCAGCUUCUCACUGAGAUGCGUGUCACGUUGCAGCGUCUGCAAAACACGCGCUCCUCAGAGGAGGUUUCUCUUGCCGAGGCGAACGAGCGAGUGCGUCAGCAGCUUCUUGACCGCCGACCCGUGUCCGCCUCUGUAUCGACCGGUGACUAA